AUGGCUACUGACCCAGCAACGUUGAUCUCGGUGGGAUCCCUGAGGCAAGUUGUCGCCUAUCGAGUUUCUUUCUGCCCUUUCCUAAUAGAUUCACUUAGUGCGAUCUUCGAUGAAUCGAGAACAGCCCCAAGCGAGCCCAUCGUCCAAUGUGUGCAAAUCAAACCACUCGCUCCUCAGCCGAACGGUCAAGAGCGAUACCGAGCGGUUUUCAGUGACAUUUCUAAUUAUGUGCAAACUAUGAUCGCUACUCAAGCGAAUCACCUCGUCAAAGAUGGAAUUCUUAGAAAAGGUUGCCUCGUACGACUAAAGUCUUUUCAGUCAAAUUCUAUCAAAGGCAAGAAAAUCCUCAUCAUACUCGAUCUCGAAGUCCUACAACACCUCGGCGAAUACGAGAAAAUCGGGGAUCCCAAACCACUUGAAGGCAAGUCAGAAGAUGAGGAGAAAGCCACACCAACAAUGAUGUCUAGCAAUGGGGUAUACGGUACAAAAGUACCGACCGGACACGUCGCUCACAACAUACGCCAGACAUCCUCUUCUGGCCACGCAACUAUUUACCCUAUUGAGGCUAUAUCUCCAUACUCUCACAAGUGGACGAUAAAGGCACGCUGCACGAGCAAGUCGGCUAUCAAGACAUGGCAUCGCAGCAACUCGGAAGGCAAACUCUUCAGCGUGAAUCUAUUGGACGAUAGUGGCGAGAUUAAGGCGACUGGUUUCAACGAUCAGUGUGACUCACUCUAUGAUCUAUUCCAAGAGGGCUCAGUUUAUUACAUCUCAAGCCCAUGUCGAGUCCAGAUUGCAAAGAAGCAAUUUUCAAAUUUGAACAAUGACUACGAGCUCACGUUUGAGCGAGACACUAUUGUUGAAAAGGCUGAAGACCAGGACAGUGUUCCUCAAGUCCGAUUCAAUUUCACUACCAUUGGUGACCUUCAGUCAGUGGAGAAAGACACAACGAUUGAUGUCAUUGGUGUUUUGAAAGAAGUCGGACAGACCUCACAGAUAACUUCUAAAACGACGAACAAACCUUACGACAAACGGGACCUGACUCUUGUCGACAAUACCGGAUUCUCUGUUCGACUGACAGUCUGGGGCAAUCUAGCCACAAAUUUCAACACUUUACCUGAAUCAGUAGUUGCUUUUAAGGGCGUGAAGGUGUCCGACUUUGGGGGUAGAAGCCUGAGUUUGCUCAGUUCCGGCACCUUCACCGUCGAUCCCGACAUUGAAGAGGCCCACAGACUCAAGGGCUGGUAUGAUGCACAGGGAAGGUCUGACACUUUUGCAUCCCAUGCUUCCAUGUCAGAUGGGGCCACUUCUGGCAGCGGGAAGCUCGACCAGUACAAGACGAUCGCCCAGAUCCGCGAAGAGCAGUUGGGAAUGUCAGAAGCCGCCGACUUUUUCUCUCUGAAAGCCACCAUCAUUUACAUCAAACAAGACAAUGUGAGCUACCCGGCAUGCCCUUCACAGGAUUGCAACAAGAAAGUUAGCGAACUUGACCCUGGUCAAUGGCGUUGUGAGCGAUGCGACAAGACUUAUCCCAAACCAGAGUAUCGCUACAUCAUGCUUAUCAAUGUUAGCGAUCAUACUGGUCAAUUAUGGCUAAACUGUUUCGAUGAAGUUGGAAGACUUAUCAUGGGCACAACGGCGGACGAUUUGGUUAGUAUGGAAGCCGAAAACAAGUAUGAAGCUAGCGAGCUCUUCCAGGAGGCCAAUUGUCAGACAUGGAGCUUCCGCUGCAAAGCGAAAAUGGAUCAUUACGGCGAACAGCAGAGCAUACAUACACCGCAGUCACAAACCAUGGCGUCGAUGAAAGCAAUAGGCAUCAAGGAUGGCAAAGGGCCGGCAGAGGCUAUGUUCAUGGACACAAUCAGCCGCCCCGUCGCAACCGGUAACCAGGCCUUGGUUAAAAUAAAGGCAUUUGGACUCAAUCGAAUGGAUUUGCUGCAGAGGGACGGCAAAUAUCCAGUUCCACCGCAAGCUCCCAGCACAAUGGGCGUGGAAUUUUCCGGGGUCAUUGAGGAGCUUCCAGAUUCACAAAGUGGUUUCAAAGUUGGCGAUGAGGUUUUCGGCCUCGCAUAUGGAGGUGCCUAUGCGGAGUAUGUAUCCGUAUCUACACGAAUGCUUAUCCACAAGCCAUCUGGAAUCUCGUGGGAGGAGGCUGCGGGAGAAUUCAAAACAGGUCAAUCGGUUCUAUGGCAUGCUGGCGCUUCUUCCGUAUCCAUUUCUGGCAUUCAACUCUCAAAAGCCCUCGGCGCCACAAAGAUUUUUGUCACGGCAGGGUCUCAGGAGAAGAUCGACUUUUGCGUCAACGAGCUAGGCGCCACUGCGGGAUUCAACUACAACACCCAGGAUUGGGCCAAGGGUGUUUUAGAAGCUACUGAUGGCAAGGGUGUUGAUCUGAUUGUUGACUUCAUUGGAGCAAAUUACUUUGCUUCGAACUUGACCGCUGCUGCACGAGACGGUCGUAUCGUCGUGCUAGGUUGUAUGAGCGGCGUUGAGCUACCUGCAGGUGUCAACAUGGGUCCUAUCUUGAUCAAACGACUAAGAAUCGAAGGCAGCACUUUGCGAAGCCGCGAUGAAGGAUACCAGGAGAAGCUUCGAAAUCUUCUAGUAGAGAAUGCUAUGCCAAAGUUUGAGGACGGCACUUUCAAGGUCUUCAUCACCAAAGUAUUGCCAUUCGAUCAGAUCGUUCAAGCACACAAAUUGCUGGAAAGCAAUCAAACAAAGGGCAAGAUCAUUUGCACAGUACCGUGA
Messenger RNA from Talaromyces amestolkiae, 2748 nucleotides. RefSeq lists its product as uncharacterized. The coding region runs from base 1 to 2748 and encodes 915 amino acids. The record is from RefSeq and is a predicted model, not a curated record. Gene Ontology annotation, biological process: DNA recombination; DNA repair; DNA replication. Lineage: Eukaryota; Fungi; Ascomycota; Eurotiomycetes; Eurotiales; Trichocomaceae. Gene Ontology annotation, cellular component: nucleus. The transcript is spliced from 8 exons. Gene Ontology annotation, molecular function: oxidoreductase activity; DNA binding.